Didymella exigua CBS 183.55 is the source of this 1737-nucleotide messenger RNA. RefSeq names its product guanosine-diphosphatase. Gene Ontology annotation, cellular component: membrane; Golgi apparatus. The coding region runs from base 1 to 1737 and encodes 578 amino acids. Gene Ontology annotation, molecular function: GDP phosphatase activity; UDP phosphatase activity. Gene Ontology annotation, biological process: protein N-linked glycosylation; nucleoside diphosphate catabolic process. The record is from RefSeq and is a predicted model, not a curated record. NCBI's taxonomy places the organism in Eukaryota, Fungi, Ascomycota, Dothideomycetes, Pleosporales, Didymellaceae. The transcript has 3 exons.
AUGUCCAGCGGCGUUGAAGCCCCCGGCCAACGACGACCCGGUAUCUGGUCCUACCUCAGCUUCACGGGCCCUCGCCGCCGCGUGUCCGUCACCCUCCCGCGCACCUACAACCCGCACGCCGACCCGCACAGCGACCCGCACGAGAAGCCCGACCGCCAUUCGCGACACCGCUCGACCCCCUCCACAGGCUACAUGGGCGACUUCAAGGGCUCCGCGAUGAUGAACCAGGGGCAGCGCCUGCGCUACCUGAAGACGGGCGGCGUCAUUGCCUUUGUCCUGCUGGUGCUGUACUUUAUCGCGCCGCGCGACGGCUUGGCGAGAGGAACACCAUCGACCGGCGGCAACACAGCGGCGGGCGGCGCCAAGGCGACGUGCACCAAGUCGUACUCCAAGGACAAGCCGCUCAUCCAGUACGCGCUCAUGAUCGACGCCGGCAGCACAGGCUCGCGCAUCCACGUCUACAAGUUCAACAACUGCGGGCCGAGCCCCGAGCUCGAGAGCGAGGUCUUCGAGAUGACGCCCAAGCGGGAGGGCGGCUCUGGCCUGUCGUCGUACGGGGACGACGCCGAGGGCGCUGCGAAGAGCCUGGACGUGCUCAUGGACAAGGCCGUCGCGAGCGUGCCCCCGGAGUACCAGCGCUGCUCGCCCAUUGCCGUCAAGGCCACGGCCGGCCUGCGCAAGCUCGGCGAGGAGAAGAGCAACAACACCCUGCGCGCUGUCCGCAACCGUCUGGAGACCGUCUACCCCUUCCCCCUCGUCUCCGAGGAGAAGAACGGCGUCGAGGUCAUGCCCGGUGAGAUGGAGGGCGUCUACGCCUGGAUCACCAUCAACUACCUGCUCGGCAAGAUCGGCGGCCCGGACAAGACGCCCACCGCUGCCGUGCUCGAUCUCGGCGGUGGCUCGACCCAGAUCGUCUUCCACCCGACGUUCCCCGAGGCUCCUCGCGGUGGACUCCCCAGCAAACUCGCCGAGGGCGACCACAAGUACGCUCUGCAGUUUGGCGGCCGCGACUUUGAUCUCUACCAGCACUCGUACCUGGGCUACGGCUUGAUGGAGGCCCGCAACAACCUGCACAGCACCAUCCUCGACGCCCUCUACCAGCAGAACAAGGACACGGGCGCAACAGACUACCUCAAGGCGCCCAUCGUCAACCCCUGCAUCGCGCCCGGGAUGAGUCGCGAGAUCGACGUCAAGCUGCCCAAGGGCCACGCGCUGGGCGACGCAGUAACAGUCAACAUGACGGGCCCCUCCCACGGCGCACCAACGCAGUGCCGCGGCUGGGCAGAGAAAACACUACACAAAGACGACGAGUGCAAGCUCGCGCCCUGCGCAUUCCGGGGCGUGCACCAGCCCCCCUUCGAGCAGACAUUCGCCACCGAGCCCGUGUACCUGCUCUCGUACUUCUACGACCGCACACAGGACCUCGGCAUGCCAUCAUCCUUUACGCUGCGCGAGCUGCAGAGCAUCGCGCACUCGGUGUGUCAGGGCGCGUCUGCAUGGGACGUCUUCAGCCCGGUCCCCAAGGCCCUCGAGGAGCUAAAGGGUCGCCCGGAGUGGUGCCUUGAUUUGAAUUUCCAGCUCGCGCUGUUGCAUGAGGGGUAUGGGAUGCCGCUUGAUCGCGAGGUGAGGAUUGCCAAGCAGAUCAAGGGUAAUGAGCUGGGGUGGUGUUUGGGCGCUUCGCUCCCGCUGCUCGAGAAGGAGUCGGGCUGGCAGUGCAAGAUCAAGGAGGUCAGCUAG